This is a messenger RNA of Austrofundulus limnaeus, 2529 nucleotides long. It is a transcript of the gene cdca4, whose product is annotated as cell division cycle associated 4. Gene Ontology annotation, cellular component: nucleus. The record is from RefSeq and is a predicted model, not a curated record. Gene Ontology annotation, molecular function: transcription regulator activity. The transcript has 2 exons. NCBI's taxonomy places the organism in Eukaryota, Metazoa, Chordata, Actinopteri, Cyprinodontiformes, Rivulidae. The coding region runs from base 194 to 1114 and encodes 306 amino acids.
GGCUCCCCUCCCCCUCCCUUCCUUCUCCGUCCGCCUGAGCAGCAGCAGCAGCAGCAGCAGCAGCAGGACGGAGGCGCCUCAGUUUCUGAAGCCGUGGCAUGAAUGAUCUCAUCUGAACCUUAUCUCCGCUUUCUCUGCCGUCGAUCCUAUGACGGAAAGACGGGAAUAAAAUAACAAACACGAGAGAGACAACAUGUUCCUGAAGGGCACCAAGCGCAAGUUCUCGGACCCGGGAGAGGAGCCRGCCCCCGGCGGCGACCAGGGCCCCGCCGCGGCUCCGCCCGCCGCGCCGCGGCCGCUGUCGUCGUCCUACAGCCUGCAGCGGCAGUCGCUGCUGGACAUGUCGCUCAUCAAGCUGCAGCUGUGCCACAUGCUGGUGGAGCCCAACCUGUGCCGCUCGGUGCUCAUCGCCAACACGGUGCGGCAGAUCCAGGAGGAGAUGACGCAGGACGGCACCUGGCAGAUGAUGACGCAGGCCCUGGCGGCGGCCCAGUGCCCCGCCGACCGCCUGGUGGCCACCGAGGUGCUCUGCAGACAGACCGACGCGGCCACRCAGGCCGGGCAGAGCCCCAAGCCCGUCCCCGCGGCGGGCGUGGAGGAGGGCUACCACUCGGAGGAGGUGGUGAUGGAGAGCGACGUGGAGACGGAGGCCAUCAUGUCCACGCUGUCUCCCGUCUCGCCCCAGCUGUCCUCRGCCUCCUACCUGGCGGGUCCCUUCGGAAUGGGGCCCUGCUGGGAGGAGGAGGAGGAGGAGGACGGCGACUGCGAGGAGGAYGAGGAAGAGGACAGCGAGGAGUGCGCGUCGGAGGCGGAGGAGGCGGACGAKGACCACCUGAGCGCGGACUCCAGAACAGGUGGGGAGAAAGUGUUCGGGACUUUUGAGAUCAAGCACCCGGCGCCGCCCCCGGACCCGGGCCUGGAGGAGCUGUUCUCGGACGUGGACCCGUCCUACUAUGACCUUGACACGGUGCUGACGGGCACCCCCAAAAUGGGGCCUUACGACUUGCUGGAGAGCCUGUCGUCUCACGGCUCGACGGCCCUGAGCUCCAGCUCCAGCUGCCGGUCCGACCUGAACGAACUGGACCACAUCAUGGAGAUCAUCGUGGGCUCGUGAGACCGUCCGCCUCCCUCAGACUCGUUCCAAACUAUGCACAGRACACGUGCAUGUUUCUGGUAUUGUUACCCGCAGAUUGUUGGAGGGGGCGGGGUUUGGUGGCGAGGUAGGAAAAUUAGGUGCAUAUUCAUUUUUACGUCCAAUAAUUAAAGCCGUCGGUUUUCUACCUUGUUCAUAAAGUCCCAAACUGAUGACGUCUGUGAGAAAAACAACCGUUUUCCACCAUGAAAUCUUAAUUUACAUAAUGUUUGUCUUUGAAACAUCCUGUCUUAAGCCCAUUUCUACCAUCGAGUUUUUACUGUUACAGGUCCGUCACACUACACACACACCCCGAUCCAGAACAAAUUGUAAAUCCAAAUCUAUUAAUCAAUGCAUAUUUUCUUAGGGAUGUGAGCAAAUAUAAAUGAGAUAUAUGUAUAUGUACAUAUGUGUAAAUACAAAAUAUUUUUUUGCAUUAUACAGUUAGAUUUUUUGCAAGCAUCGUUUUUGAUAUUUUUUUUUCCCUCGCGAGCGGUUUUUAAAAAUUUUAAAUGUAGCCAGACUUUUUGAGGAUGGUGUCUUCCUGGCGGUUCGGUAUCGUGGGUCGACUGUGAAGGGGGGCAGGGGGGUCCGGCGUCUGGACCGGCGCCGGGUCGCCCCGAUGAGGCGCUGUUCUCUCGUUCUCUGGAGAACGGGAAGAUUUACUUCUGAACUAAUGUGAUUUGUCACGUUUUUUUUWAUUUUUUWAUUUUUUKGGGGGGUUUUGGUUUCAGUUUUCAAAAUAAAAGUACAUUUGCAGCUCUGCUUUCAGCGCAGAUCCAAUAACAAUAAGAAGCUGAUUGGAGAAAGCCCUGGGGUGCAACGAGAAGCCAUUCUGUGUAUCAACCCAUCUAAUUUAUUAUUUUAUUUAUUGUAUUUAUUUUAUCUAGGUACAGACAUGCCAUAUUGACUACAAAUCCAACCACACGGCCUUGUAAAAUGAUAUUUAUCCUAAUUUUGUCCUCCAUUUUGAAUGCAGUACAUAUUUAUUUCUUUUUUUACUGCUYUUAUCAGUAAUAACUGGGGUUAAUAUUUAAAUUACUAUGCAGCUCUUUCAUAUGACUGUAAACAGCUCAAAUGUCCUUACGACCGUUUAUGCAAACAGUUGCCUUUCUCCUGAAUAUGCGAAAAAUAAAAUGCUUUUUUUUUUCCUUUUUUUUUUUUUCCAAAUUGUUUCUGCACCACGAGUGAAACAUAAACUCAGGCAAACAAAAUCUAAAGUACAGUAUUACRACACGCUGAAUACCACAACACUCCUGAAGGAUGUCACUCUGGUUUGAAUGGGAGCUAGAAGUUCAAAGACUAAUUAUUGUUGUAAAAUGUAUGCAUUUUUAUAUUAAAUUACAUGUAGCAYCUUUGUAAAUAUUUUUCAUAAUAAAAGUUGCAAAUAUUGACAA